AUGGGCGUACCGCGAGUUGCUAGCACCGCUGCAGCCGAGCUUGAGCUCGAGCGAGCGAGGCGACCCCACCUGUUGAUCGUUGACGACUCGAGAGAAACACGCACCGGUGGAACCUGGCUGCCAGAAGGCUUGGAAGGCCAACAGUCCAGUGUGCGUGGUAGCUCCCUGGACUACGUAGCUGCUGUGCUGUUGGCGGCGAUGGCUGCCGUACUGCUGGCAGCCGUGGGCUACCAUUGUGCUGCAACUUGGCGCUGGUUUAUGGGACGAUCCAGACGUGAAUCCCAGGACAGCAACUGCGACUCUCUAUCCCGUCAGGCUGCAAUCCGCAUCAGUCAUUCUCUGCCUGAUCUGCAAACUGAGCCUCUGAAACAGGAGUACGUGCAAGAGCACAAGGAUGCCGGAAAAAAGGUUCUUCGCCAGACAACCUUGCCGAUUGUUCCCACGCGCCAUCAAACUUUCCAACGUCAGCUCUCCCACCGUCUGGAUCUACCUUCGAUUCAGUUCAGCAUUUGCAGUUUGGAGCGCGCUGAUUCCUCUAUUGGCUUGAUAAAGCCGGAGCUGUAUAAAAAUGAGUUGGUACGUCAAUCAUCCACAGACAGUGGCGAGUUAGAGUUUUGUGGCAAGCUGCAUUUCGCUUUGAAGUAUGACCAGGAAGUUGAAGCAUUAGUCGUGAAGAUAUUUGAAGCUCGGGACCUUCCUAUCAAGGACGUUUCGGGGAGCAGCGAUCCAUACAUCAAGGUUUUCCUCUUACCGGAUCGCAAGAAGAAGUUCCAGACAAAAGUACACCGGAAGAAUCUUAAUCCUGUUUUCAAUGAAACUUUCCUCUUCAGCGUCCCCUACGAGGAAUUACGUCAGCGUUAUCUACAGUUCUCGGUCUAUGACUUCGAUCGUUUUAGCCGACACGAUUUAAUCGGUCACGUUGUACUCAAGGGACUUUUGGAAUCUGCCGACCUGACACAGGAGAUCGAAUAUACAAUGAACAUCCUGGCAGCACCGCAGGAAAAGAAAGAUCUAGGCGAGUUAAUGCUUUCGCUGUGCUACUUGCCGACCGCUGGCCGUCUUACGGUGACUGUUAUUAAAGGAAGAAAUUUAAAAGCUAUGGAUAUAAAUGGUUCUUCAGAUCCGUAUGUCAAAGUCAGCCUGAUAUGUCAAGGCAAACGAAUCAAAAAGAAGAAAACGACUGUUAAAAAGAAUACACUUAGUCCGGUGUACAAUGAGGCUUUGGUUUUCGACUUGCCUUACGAAAAUGUGUAUGACGUCACUUUGUUGGUUAAAGUCAUCGAUUACGACAUGAUUGGCUCCAAUGAGUUGAUCGGCUGCACAGCUAUUGGCUCUUCACUGAUUGGUAUUGGGCGAGACCACUGGUUGGAGAUGUUGGACAAUUCACGGAAACCAGUCGCGCAAUGGUACCCUCUCAAUAAAAGCUUGCCGACGAAUAUUUCCUUACCAAGCAACCAUCAACAGAACGCUGGCUUGAGCUGUUUAAAUGGAAGGUAA
Molecule: messenger RNA, 1497 nt
Organism: Parnassius mnemosyne (clouded apollo)
Lineage: Eukaryota; Metazoa; Arthropoda; Insecta; Lepidoptera; Papilionidae
Source: the annotation of a GenBank genome assembly